CUCACCUUCAAUCUCCGCGGCUUUUUGCUCUGCCGCGUAAUAAUGGCGGUUUUUGGUGGCGCUACUACAUUGGGUUCUGUUUCUUUCUCUUCUCAUCUCUUCGACCAACAAUCUUGUUUCCUCUCUUGCCCACUUAGACUCCUCCCUUCCUCAUCAUCCUCUUCUUCUUCUUCCAAUAGAAACUCUCUCCUCUGCAUCGUCAAAUCAGUCUCAAGCUCCGCCACCGCGGAUACAGAUAGAAACUCCGAUCAAUCACCCCCUUCCUCCGUCCUCUCCGCCUCCAAUUCUCUUCUUCGAGACACCUCCGAUGAUGCUGCUGGACCAAGCGAUUGGAAAACGGCAAAGGCUUAUUGCAAAAGUGGUGAUACAUUUGAAGGUGAAGUUCAAGGCUUUAAUGGUGGAGGCUUACUUAUUCGUUUUCAUUCUCUUGUGGGUUUUCUUCCUUAUCCACAAUUAAGUCCUUCACGUUCUUGUAAAGAGCCUCAGAAAAGUAUUCAUGAAAUAGCUAAGACUUUGGUUGGUUCUAAACUUCCUGUGAAGGUUGUUCAAGCUGAUGAGGAAAAUAGAAAGUUGAUUUUAUCUGAGAAGUUAGCAUUAUGGCCAAAGUAUUCACAAAAUGUUAGUGUUGGGGAUGUGUUUACUGGAAGAGUAGGUUCUGUUGAGGACUAUGGUGCCUUUAUCCACUUGCGUUUCGAUGAUGGUCUUUAUCAUCUUACUGGACUAGUGCAUGUCUCUGAAGUAUCGUGGGAUUACGUUCAAGAUGUUAGGGAUGUACUACGCGAUGGUGAUGAGGUUCGGGUUAUAGUCACGAAUAUUGACAAAGAGAAAUCAAGGAUUACACUAUCCAUCAAACAACUUGAAGAUGAUCCUCUUCUGGAAACAUUAGACAAAGUGAUUUUGAAGGACAGCUCUAGUGGAUCUCCUUCGCUAAGCUCGAACAAUGGGGAUACAAUUGAACCUCUUCCAGGGCUAGAAACAAUACUUGAAGAACUUUUAAAGGAAGAUGGAAUAGAAGCUGUGAAAAUCAACCGGCAAGGAUUUGAGAAAAGAGUGGUUUCACAAGACCUACAACUUUGGCUCUCAAAUACACCGCCUUCUGAUGGGAAGUUUGUUCUUCUUGCCCGUGCUGGAAGACAGGUGCAAGAGAUACACUUGACAACGUCGCUCGAACAAGGAGGAAUCAAGAAAGCGCUUCAGCAUAUGAACAUGGACAAGGAAACAGAGCAAACCCUAAAUUACUUACCUUUGGGUCAGAGCGAUCCCUUUGGCAAUGGCAGUGAAGGAACUAUCGGAGAUUUCCUUGGAAGAUACUGCAACAACCCUCAAGAGAUUUCACCGUUAACUCUACAAUCUUUCUCUAUGAAUUCUCAGAUCUCUGAGAAUUUCCCAAUUUCCGGUGGAAUCAGAUUCCCUCCGUAUCCAGGUCAAUUUGGAUCCGAUCGAGAAUUUGGGGUUCUUGGGUCACAACCAACAACGCAAGAGAGUAACAAAAGCUCGUUGUUGGAUCCAGAUUCAGUUUCGGAUCGAGUUCACACCACGAAAUCUAACUCUAGGAAGAGGAAAUCGAUUCCUAGUGGUAAUGGCAAGGAGUCUCCAGCUUCUUCCUCUCUUACAGCUUCCAAUUCAAAGGUUUCAGGAGAGAAUGGUGGAUCUAAAGGUGGGAAGAGAAGUAAGCAAGAUGAGGCUGGGAAUAGUAAAAACGGAGUAGAGAAGUGCGAUAGUAAAGGCGACAAUAAGGACGAUGCUAAGCCUCCUGAGGCGCCUAAAGAUUAUAUUCAUGUUAGAGCUAGAAGGGGUCAAGCAACUGAUAGCCAUAGUCUUGCCGAAAGAGCAAGACGAGAAAAGAUCAGCGAGAGAAUGACGUUGCUUCAGGAUCUGGUUCCUGGUUGCAACCGGAUUACAGGGAAAGCGGUCAUGCUUGACGAAAUUAUAAAUUAUGUGCAGUCCUUGCAGAGACAAGUUGAGUUCUUGUCCAUGAAGCUGGCUACUGUAAAUCCAAGGAUGGAGUUCAAUGCUAAUGCUGCUUUAUCCACAGAGAUGAUUCAACCGGGGGAGUCGUUAACGCAGUCUCUUUACGCAAUGGCUUGCUCAGAGCAAAGACUUCCAUCAGCAUACUAUUCCCUUGGCAAGAACAUGCCCAGAUUCUCAGACACACAAUUCCCCUCAAACGAUGGAUUUGUUCAAGCUGAGACACCGGGAUUCUGGGAAAAUAAUGACCUGCAAAGCAUUGUUCAAAUGGGUUUUGGAGAUAUCCAGCAACAGAGCAACAACAACAACUGUUCUGAGCCAACGCUUCAGAUGAAGCUUGAACCAUAGCUCUGAUCAAAGAUGUUUACGGUUAUUAUCUCUGUUGUACAUACAGAAACCAAGUAGUGAUGAGUAACGGAGUGAAACAUAUUGGAAUUUUAAUGUUUACUAUCGUUUCUUCUUUGCUUGUGCAUCUGUUGAUUUCUUCUCAACCUAAAACAAAAACAAGAAAACUUCAUAUUAAGUAUGUAAAAAAAUGACAAGAACUUUUCUCUGUACUAUUUACUAUUGUUAUGUAUUAUGAUUGCUCAGCUUGUAAGAAACUGGAAUAAAUUUGUUCACUUCUU
Molecule: messenger RNA, 2594 nt
Organism: Arabidopsis arenosa
Lineage: Eukaryota; Viridiplantae; Streptophyta; Magnoliopsida; Brassicales; Brassicaceae
Source: the annotation of a GenBank genome assembly